Molecule: messenger RNA, 254 nt
Organism: Cantharellus anzutake
Lineage: Eukaryota; Fungi; Basidiomycota; Agaricomycetes; Cantharellales; Hydnaceae
Exons: 3
Source: RefSeq, a predicted model, not a curated record
UGAUUAUGGAAGAUUGAGGAUGAAUAUGAUAUGUGCAUUGACUAUUCGGUCGACAUCAUGCAGCCCGGGACCUAGAGAGCGGGCGGUAAGCGCCGGUGGGGGAAGCGUAUGCGACGUAUGUCAAUGGAGGCUGGGAUCCAGUCUAGCCUUUCAUCAGGGUCUUGGAGUGAGCUUUACUAAUAGGAUGCCGGUAAGUCGCCGGGCGCCGGCUUUGCGUUUGUUAACGCCUUGGACAAUAAAGAAACUUAUCGUUA